Molecule: messenger RNA, 1306 nt
Organism: Nomascus leucogenys (northern white-cheeked gibbon)
Lineage: Eukaryota; Metazoa; Chordata; Mammalia; Primates; Hylobatidae
Gene: STX11
Product: syntaxin 11
Biological process (GO): intracellular protein transport; exocytosis; synaptic vesicle fusion to presynaptic active zone membrane
Cellular component (GO): synaptic vesicle; presynaptic active zone membrane; plasma membrane
Molecular function (GO): SNAP receptor activity; SNARE binding
Source: RefSeq, a predicted model, not a curated record
GUGAGCCGGCUGCCGCCGCGCCCCGGCGCUGUCAUCCCGGGGCGGGGCCUGGUCCCCAGCUGUGGUCGCUUCCUAAGCGGCGGGGGCUGAGCCGGCGGCGCCCAGAUGCGGCCGCGGCGGCAAGGAGCUCGGGCGGCCGUGGAGGAGCCCAGCCUCGGCCGCAGGAGACGCCGGGAGCGGAGCCGCCGGGAGUCCCGCAACAGGUUUCCUUCCCCAUCGCUGCGCCCACAGGUGACGCGCGCCCUGCGGGGAGAGGGGCUUCUCGGUUCGCACUCUCGCUCCGGGUCCAGGCAAAAUGAAAGACCGGCUAGCAGAACUUCUGGACUUGUCCAAGCAAUAUGAGCAGCAGUUCCCAGACGGGGACGAUGAGUUUGACUCGCUCCACGAGGACAUCGUGUUCGAGACGGACCACAUCCUGGAGUCUCUGUACCGAGACAUCCAGGACAUUCAGGAUGAAAACCAGCUGCUGGUGGCCGACGUGAAGCGGCUGGGAAAGCAGAACGCCCGCUUCCUCACGUCCAUGCGGCGCCUCAGCAGCAUCAAGCGCGACACCAACUCCAUCGCCAAGGCCAUCAAGGCCCGGGGCGAGGUCAUCCACUGCAAGCUGCGCGCCAUGAAGGAGCUGAGCGAGGCGGCUGAGGCCCAGCACGGCCCGCACUCGGCGGUGGCUCGCAUCUCGCGGGCGCAGUACAACGCGCUCACCCUCACCUUCCAGCACGCCAUGCACGACUACAACCAGGCCGAGAUGAAGCAGCGCGACAACUGCAAGAUCCGCAUCCAGCGCCAGCUGGAGAUCAUGGGCAAGGAAGUCUCGGGCGACCAGAUCGAGGACAUGUUCGAGCAGGGUAAGUGGGACGUGUUCUCCGAGAACUUGCUGGCCGACGUGAAGGGCGCGCGGGCCGCCCUCAACGAGAUCGAGAGCCGCCACCGCGAGCUGCUGCGCCUGGAGAGCCGCAUCCGCGACGUGCACGAGCUCUUCUUGCAGAUGGCGGUGCUGGUGGAGAAGCAGGCCGACACCCUGAACGUCAUCGAGCUCAACGUACAAAAGACGGUCGACUACACCGGCCAGGCCAAGGCGCACGUGCGGAAGGCCGUGCAGUACGAGAAGAAGAACCCCUGCCGGACCCUCUGCUGCUUCUGCUGUCCCUGCCUCAAGUAGCAGGCCGGCCCGGGCCGCCACCGCCCGUCCCAGACCAUGGAGCGCGCUGGGAAGGACGCGCCAAAGCCGGGAGCUCUGCCCUGCAGGGAGUUGCCCCAACUCUUUCCGGAACUCAGUCUUUAGAGAAGAAACGCCAGGUUCAAGAAU